AGGUUUGUACCAUUGCAAUUUAGUUCCAGUGCAGUUUGUUUGUCUUCAGAAGCAUUCAUCAUGAUAUUUUCGUCUCACUGGACGUUGCACCAUCCUUGCGAUACAAACACUUCCACUUCUGUUUCUUUUUCAGUGAUGUAACGUUUGAUAUAAUUCAGCUCUCGCUUUUUGUGGCAAAUGACAUCAAUGCACGAAGAACUCCUCCUCUAGCGUUAUAUUCAGAACCUGUCACAUAAUAUUGAGUCUUAAACGAUUAUGACAAACGCUCUUCAUGCAGUGGCUCUUCCAGAGCGUUCUUGAGAGUCGAGCCAUCCGCCAAUCGAGGGGGGAAUCAGGAGAAAGGAGAGAGGGGCUGUUCGAUACUGAACCGGACACAUGUUGAGUUAACGGACCGUUCCUGCGUCCUCCUCGGAUUCGCAGUCUGCUUCUUACUUCCCGAGCUGGGAACCGAUUCACCCUCGCGUCCGUAACCCCGUUUGAACCAUGGACUCGAAUAAAAUGGCGGUGAGCAUCAACAAAGCCAUCAACACACAGGAGGUUGCUGUCAAAGAGAAGCAUGCAAGGACGUGCAUAUUGGGCACGCACCAUGAGAAGGGGGCUCACACAUUCUGGCUUGCUGUCAACCGCCUUCCCCUUUCCAGCAAUGCAGUGCUCUGCUGGAAAUUUUGUCAUGUCUUCCACAAGCUGCUGAGGGAUGGCCAUCCAAAUGUCAUUAAGGACUCCAUGCGGCACAAGGCUGACCUGAACGACAUGAGCAGGAUGUGGGGUCAUUUGAGUGAAGGCUACGGCAAGUUGUGCAGCAUCUACCUCAAACUGCUCAUAACCAAAAUGGAGUUUCACAUCAAAAAUCCUCGUUUCCCAGGCAACCUUCAGAUGUCAAACAGACAGCUUGAUGAGGCGGGUGAGAACGACGUCAAUAAUUUCUUCCAGCUGACAGUGGAGAUGUUUGAUUACUUGGAUUGUGAGCUGAACCUUUUCUUGGGCGUGUUCAGCUCGUUGGAUAUGUCUCGCUCCGUGUCGGUGACAGCAGCGGGUCAGUGUCGUCUGGCUCCUCUUAUCCAGGUCAUUCUGGACUCUAGUCAUUUGUACGACUACACCGUCAAACUGCUCUUCAAACUCCACUCCUGUCUGCCAGCAGAUACUCUGCAGGGUCACAGGGAUCGCUUCCAGGAGCAGUUUAAGAAGCUGAAGAGUCUGUUCUAUCGCUCCAGUAACCUGCAGUAUUUCAAGAGACUGAUUCAGAUCCCUCAACUUCCUGAGAAUCCGCCAAACUUCCUGCGGGCGUCAGCCCUCUCCGAACACAUCAGUCCAGUGGUGGUGAUUCCAGCGGAGUCCCCUGAGAGUGAACAUGUAGUAGAGACAGAAGACCUGGUGGACACGGACAUCCCACCUUUAGCGAGUACUGUGGACAGCAAAUUCGAUGACCUUUUUGGCACCUCGGCUUCUACAGACCCAUUCAACUUCAACAAUCAGAACGGCAUGCGCAAAGACGAGAAAGACCGUCUGAUUGAGCAGCUCACAGCGGAGCUGCAGGCCGUGAAAGAGGAGCUGGAGUCCUUCAGAUUGGAGAGUGGCCGUCUGUGUCAAGCGCUCCGGGGGCGUGUAAACGAGCUGGAGGCGGAGCUUGCGGAGCAGACUCACCUGAAGCAGCAGGCGUUGGGUGAGAGCGAGUUCCUGAGGGUGGAGCUAGACGACCUGCGAAGGGUCAAAGAAGACACCGAGAAAGAGCAGCGCAGCCUGAGCGAAAUCGAGAGAAAAGCACAAGCUAAUGAGCAACGCUACACCAAGUUAAAGGAGAAAUACACAGAGCUGGUCCAGAGCCACGCUGACCUGCUGAGGAAGAAUGCCGAGGUGACGCGUCAGAUGACGGUGGCCUGUGCUGCCCAGGAUGAGGUGGAGAAUGUAAAAAAAGAGAUGCAGGACAGAUUGAAGGCUGCUCAGGAUGCUACCAGUCAGCAGGAGAAGACUCAGUUAGAGCAGCUUCAAGCUCUACAAGCCGAGCUCAUGUCCAGCAGAUCUGAACUAGAGACCCUGAAGAGUACCAUCACCUCCUCCCAACAGUCGACUGAGCAGCUCAGUACUCAGCUGUCUGCUCUAGAGGCUGAGAAGGCGGGGCUUAUAGAGACUGUUUCUCAGAAGGAGGCGGAGCUGGCCAGUUUGGGGGUGGAGUUAAAGCGUGUGCAGAGCAGUCUGACCAAUGAGAGGGAGAGUGGUGUGAAAGCUACUGAGGCCCUGCAGAACCAACUCAAUGAGAAGGAGAGUCGAGAGCAGUCUCUGGAGAGCGAGCUGGUCUCUCUGCGCUGGGUGGCUCUGCGAGCAGCUCUGGAGGAGGCGGGAAGGAUCGUACAGGACUGCCUGAAUCAGCUAGAGGACCCCGCACACAUAAGCUGCACCAGUUCAGCCGAUUACCUGGUGUCCAGGUGCCAGGUGGCUCUGGACUGCGUGGAGAGGCUGCAGUCAGCCAGAGACGGCUUUGUAUCAGAUAACACAGAUGUGUCUGGACUGGUGCGGGCGGUGACUCAGUUCGCUCACCUGGUGGGCGAUGUCAUCGUGCAGGGCAGCACCACUUCCCACAUGGUGCCGGUGGAGCAAGCUGACGCUUUGGCAGACAAUGUGAAGGCGUGUGGCGAGGAGGCCCUGGCGCUGCUCUGCCAGCUCAAGGAGCAGGAGUCUGUGGGGACGGCGGACUGCAGCCGACUGAGGGCCGCUCUGGAUACUGUGAUGGUCUUGGGCGAGAAGUUGCGUCCUCGUGGGCUGGAACUGCAGCAAGGGGAGCUGGGAGAUCUGGUGGAGCAGGAGAUGGCAGCCACAUCGGCAGCUGUGGAGUCAGCCGCCGCCAGGAUUGAGGAAAUGCUCAAUAAGUCCAGGGCGGUUGACACUGGAAUCAAAAUGGAAGUCAAUGAAAGGAUCUUGGCGUCCUGCACAGACCUCAUGCAGGCCAUCAAAGUGCUGGUGCUGUCCUCCAAAGACCUGCAGAGGGACAUCGUGGAGAGCGGCAGGGGGGCCGCAUCAAUGAAGGAGUUCUACGUCAAGAAUUCCCGAUGGACAGAGGGUCUCAUUUCCGCCUCCAAGGCUGUGGGUUGGGGUGCAACCAUGUUGGUUGAUGCAGCUGAUCAGAUGGUGCAAGGCACAGGCAAGUUUGAGGAGCUGAUGGUGUGUUCACAUGAGAUCGCUGCCAGCACGGCUCAGCUGGUCGCUGCAUCUAAGGUAAAAGCUGACAAGGACAGUCCAAACCUUUCCCGUCUUCGGCAGGCCUCCAAAGGAGUCACCCAGGCCACUGCGGGAGUCGUGGCAUCAACCAAGUCUGGCAAGUCUCAGAUCGAGGACACAGAAACGAUGGACUUCUCCGCAAUGACACUGACUCAGAUCAAGAGGCAAGAGAUGGACGCACAGGUGCUGGUGCUGGAGUUGGAGACCCGACUGCAGAAAGAGAGGGAGCGACUGGGAGAUCUGAGGAAGAAGCAUUACGAGCUCGCUGGCGUCGCAGAGGGCUGGGGAGGAGAGGAAGAGGGAACGGGUUGAGACUCAUGGUGUUCUGUGCAGCAGCCCUACAAACGGGGGAUGCUUGACGUCUUUGUACACACACACUAUCUUUCCCUUCUCCCUUUUAUUGUACUUUUUAACUCUUUUUGAUUUCUUUAUUGUACAUUAAAGCCAAAUAAAAGGUGCUUUUUUUUCUAACCUGCUCCUUCCCCCGGCCUGUGGAGUCUGGAGACGUGAGGAGUGUGACUGUAUUGUGUGAUGAAGCGAGAGGGAGAUAAAGGAAGGAAGUGGAUGGGACACCACAUAGUGGACAGAGAGGGAAGUGCAAGCUCACUGAACUGUCGGAGUAUUUCGUGUCCUCUUCCUCUUCAUACGGAAUGGAGAAUCUUUCCCAUCCCCGAACAUUUAGAACAAUCCUGUCUCUCCGUGAAACAUCCCAUGAUGCAUUGCACAAGGGUGACUCACCCCGUUUUGCAGGAUAUGACACCGUGCUGUGAUUUUUCCGGGCUUGACUUUUAUAAACAGCAGCAGUGUGCGACAUCCAGCUCUCAAAUGCAUUCCUUAAUGUCUGGGUCCAUCCUUCAAAAGUCCCUUAGCAGUGGUCACUGGACUAUAAAGAGUGCUUUGGACAUAACAGCUGAAGACCUACUGUGGACUAACACCUUAAAGCACUAGCAAAUUCAACCGAGGCUCACUUUUCUUCUUAAGCUUUCCUUUGAUUGUUCUGAAGGGAAAUUCACUUUAUAAGAAACCCUGAACACAUUUAAUCCACUGGCUUUUUACUGUUCCACCAUGUUGUCUUCUAGGACAAACUGCUCAUCUAACAUGAUAUUUCAGCAAAACUGUGUCCUGAUGCGAUUCACCAGUUUCAAGUCCAUGACUGAAUAUGAACUGACUGUUUUUGUGAGGCUGAAGCUCAUUGUUUUUGUCGUAAUAGCUUUAUUAAGGUCAUAGUUCAGCACAGAUAGAUAUGGCACCAUAUUGUAUUCGUAACGGUCCAUAGAAUGGUCCUGUACGGUUUACAUGCUGUUAAUACGACAAUAUCUGUUAAUUCCUGUUGUCUUCUUCCAGCUCCACAUACGCGCACCUCUUCACACUGCGGCGAGGAGAGACAUCUGUGCCUUUUUAAAAGGGAAAAAGGGCUCAUUCCCUCAAAAAACAUUUAAAAUGGUGAUCUGAGUAGCAUUAGGACAGUGUUUCUAAAGUUGUAGUCUGGUAUUGUGAACUGAGAUCAUGAGAUCAGUAGAGUGUGGUGUGAGAACAGAUGUAGCCAUCCCUGUGUUCAACUCUGGUGUGUUUCAUUGGGAUUUUUGAGCUUCCCUUUUACAACUGGAUAUCUAAAAGAAAGAAGAGGGGCUCCUAAAGGGGACAUGGUGAUGAGAAAAAUAUGAUUGGAGGAAAAAUGACAUUUCACUGUUCUCUGAUAAAAGGUUUGAAUUCCCCUGGGAAACUGCCUUCGCUUGCAAAUCUGUAGAAUCUGUAGAAAUAUAGUUUUUCCAUCCACCUCAUAUUACUCCCAUCACAACACAAACACAAAAAGUUUCUCUAGGAAAUGCAAAAGUUUUGUAAAGAAGUGCAGUUUCUAUAAGAAGCGGAGUCAAGCGAAGCAAGUUUUCUCCAUAACAUGGGUAGAAAUGAAUAAUAAAACAUUCAAUUAAAGCGGUUUUAGAAUUAUAGAUAUUUGUCAUUAUAUACAGUACAAAUAUUACCAUGAUGUGUAGCUACUUACAAGUGUACUUUACAGUUUCAAUUUUGUAAUUUUAUUUAUACUAAUAUUUAAAUUUCACAUGAACUAAAGGGAGAAUUGUGUGUGUGUGUGUGUAUGCAUAUAUACACACGGACAUGCUUAAAUUCAUGUGAAAUUAAAAUAUAUGCAGUAAUUUUUAUACAGUAAUUUUCUUUUGCAAACUAGAAGUCAUUUUGGGGGAUUUUUGGACAUUUCUUGACCGGUUUCAUGAGAUUAGCACAAAAUGCAUGAAGAAUGUUAAGUGUUGUUGGGCUCAAGAAGUCUGUCCACUUCAGUCAAAGCAAUGUAGACCACCACAGAGCCUUGUAGACCAGCACUGUCUGCCAGCAGCACAGCUCUCAGCAGGGUUACCUCAACUUCUCCACAAACUACCAGUCUGUGACUACAAAAGAGAAAAUGAUUGAGUGGACUCAGUAUGAACAUACGUUGACUAAACUGUGCGUUUGUGUCCUUUAAUACUAAUAUAACGUGUGUGUGUGUGUUUGGGUGGAUGCUGUGUGACUGAGAUAUUAUAUAUAAUGUAUAUCCCAUUUGUUGUUAUGUUUUACUGCCCUCAUAUUGUUUCACUCAUUACACUGCUUUAGCUGUUAUGUUAAGUUGCGACACUGGGUAUUUAAUUUGCUUUUUUUUUUUUUUUUUGGAGUGUCUUCAUCACCUCUGGUAAUGGUUUAUUUCACCGUUUCGAUUCGGUUGUCUAGUCUUACCAGCUCGGCCAGCCUCUAAACUGCCUCUCACUUUUGUUAAUGGAAACACACACACACACACACAAACAAGACCGCGCCGUAACAUUUUGGAGAAUAUCUUUGUAUGAUAUAUGGCCUACUAAAACUGUGUGGGUUUGUUUUAUUUUUCAGUUUUUAAAUAAAUAUUUCAAUGCUA
Messenger RNA from Carassius auratus (goldfish), 6109 nucleotides. Its product is annotated as huntingtin-interacting protein 1-like. Gene Ontology annotation, cellular component: presynapse; clathrin-coated vesicle; cortical actin cytoskeleton. Bases 484 to 3522 code for a protein of 1012 amino acids. Lineage: Eukaryota; Metazoa; Chordata; Actinopteri; Cypriniformes; Cyprinidae. Gene Ontology annotation, biological process: endocytosis; clathrin coat assembly; actin filament organization. The record is from RefSeq and is a predicted model, not a curated record. The transcript has 31 exons. Gene Ontology annotation, molecular function: clathrin light chain binding; phosphatidylinositol-3,4-bisphosphate binding; actin filament binding.